Messenger RNA from Canariomyces notabilis, 315 nucleotides. RefSeq lists its product as uncharacterized. The record is from RefSeq and is a predicted model, not a curated record. The coding region runs from base 1 to 315 and encodes 104 amino acids. Lineage: Eukaryota; Fungi; Ascomycota; Sordariomycetes; Sordariales; Chaetomiaceae. The transcript has a single exon.
AUGCCUGCCCAGCCAGGUAACAUCCAUCCAGUGCCUGGUUUGCCUGUCCAGCCGCCAGUCCACGUUGAGCCAGCCUUGGGGGUCGGCUUGACGCCCAGCGAAACUGUAGCUCAGAAUGUCCGAAUCGCCCAGAAUAACCGAUGCAAUGAGCCACAGGAUUUUGUUCCCGCUGAUCCCGACCCCCACCGUCUAUACUGGCUCCGAGAGCUCAAUGGACAUUGGGCAAUCUUUUCUCGUCGCCAGAUCGACCGCCUCAAUGCGCGGUGGUACCGCACUGACCAGGGAGCCUUCUAUGCCGUUCGACUUUCAGACUAA